UCUUUUACUGGGUUUUCAUUCCUCACCGUCGUCAGAAACGGAAAGACCCCAAAAAAAAAUGCAACCAUUCCCCACUCUGUUUCUUCUCCUUUUCCUCACAGUGUCCCUUCCACUGACACACUCCACUUCACCAGAACGCUUCUUCAAACCAUCCUCACCACCUCUGUCGUCAUCGCACAAACCCAAACCCAAAUCCAAAGAAUACUUCGAGCUCACCCAUCCUCUACCGUCCGAUCGUUUGAAGCCAUCAUGCGAACUUCACAUCAUCCAGCAUUCAUUUGCCAACACAAUGAACCAGCCUCCUUACUCCACCCCAUACUUUCCACCAUUCCAAUGCCCCCCUCCUUGGUCCCACGUAGCCCUCGAAUUCCACGUCAAAUCCAAAGGUGAUCAACACGACCGCAUCUCCGCCUUAUGGCUCGGUGGCUCCGAGCUCCUCCGCACCAGCACCGCCGAACCCGGAAAACGCGGUAUCUUCUGGAAGGUUCGAAAAGACAUCACUAGAUACUCCUCUCUCCUCCAACAAAACAACCUUAACUUUACUGUCAUGCUCGAAAACAUCGUUGACGAUAUCUACACCGGCGUCUACCAUGUUGACGUCACUCUCUAUUUCUACACGGAUAACGCCAUCAAGGUUCCGUUCACGGGUAAAACUCAAAAUCUAUUUGCUCCAGCUUUACAAUUACCCUUCUUUGGAGACAAGAGCAUGUAUGACCCACCAGCUGAUUUAAUAAUUCCGAUUUCAGCUUCCGAUAGCACUAAGGGUUAUUGGUUUAUAGUAGAGGGAGAUUUUGAUGUUAAGUUUGAGAAGGUUAGAUUUCCGUUGAAUACACGGAAGGUCGUUUUGGAAUUAUACGUGUCGUUUCAUGGAACUGAUGAGUUUUGGUAUUCGAAUCCGUCGAGUUCUUACAUUAGAAUGAAUAACAUGAGUAAUCCGAGGGGUAAUGGCGCGUUUAGGGAGGUUUUUGUUUCAAUUGAUGGGAAAUUAGUAGGAUCAGAAAUGCCAUUUCCGGUGAUAUUUACCGGAGGGAUUAAUCCUUUGUUUUGGAAACCUAUCGUAGCAAUUGGUGCUUUUAAUUUACCUUCGUAUGAUUUUGAUUUGACGCCGUUUUUGGGCAUGGUUUUAGACGAAAAAGAUCAUGUUUUCGGUGUUGGAGUUACGGAUGGGAUUGAGUACUGGCUUGUUGAUGCGAAUUUGCAUAUCUGGCUGGAUUCAUUCUCGACUAUUGUGGAAGCGAAGAAUGUUGUGAAUGUUUAUCCUGCAUCAGAAAUAAGUCGUGGUGAAGAGUUUCAAUCACUUGAUGGAUCGUUUGAGAUUAAGGCGGAGAAGUUUACGCGAAUAGAAGGGUGGGUUAAGUCGAGUUCAGGAAAUUUAACUACUAGUAUAUUGCAGGAGGUUAAGUUUAGGAGCGCCAUAAAGUUCAAAAGGAAGGGAACUUAUAACACUGUUAAACAGAAUAUCGAGGUGAGAAGAGAAGCGAGAGUGUUGAAUGAUGUGGGUGCAUUGGUUAGUCGUGUUAUUGUCAAGAGAAAGUAUCCUCUUAAAGUGAUUACUGUCACUCUCCCUGGGUUGAAGAAUGAUACUUUCAUGCUUGUUACUAAUGUUACUCAUGCAGUGAAUGAGAGGAUUAAAAACGGGAAGUUGUCAAGCCAUGUUAUUAACAAACAGGUUUCCAAUGGUUGGAUGGAGGUUAGGGAUCAUUCUGUUCUUUCAGGUGAAGCGAUGACGAAUCAAACUUACGUUUGCAGGGACGAGCUAGGUUGCUAUGUUAGGACUGUUGGAACACUGAAUGGAAGACUCGUCAAAGACGAUACUGCUUAUGCCUGUCCAUCACUUAUGUAAUGUAAUCUGACUACGUUCAUUUUAAUGUUAGUUUCACUUGUAUUAAAAUUUCCAAAUAAUCUCUGCCUGCUGCAUUUGUACAUGUCCAUCUUUUCAUUAAUAGAAAUUUCUGGUGUCUAUUUCGUUGCAAAA
Messenger RNA from Populus nigra (black poplar), 1975 nucleotides. Its product is annotated as peptide-N4-(N-acetyl-beta-glucosaminyl)asparagine amidase A-like. The coding region runs from base 59 to 1843 and encodes 594 amino acids. Lineage: Eukaryota; Viridiplantae; Streptophyta; Magnoliopsida; Malpighiales; Salicaceae. Gene Ontology annotation, cellular component: vacuole. The transcript has a single exon. The record is from RefSeq and is a predicted model, not a curated record.